GCUUUCUCCUGCUUCCUGCACAGUCUCGGCCAACCACCAUCGCCAAUGGCGCGGCCACGCUGCAGCAACACCGUCUUCGCGUCCUUCAACGUCCUCACCCUCCUCCUCGGCGCGGCCGUCCUCGCGGCUGGCAUCUACGUCGGCGUGCCCCACCGUGGCGGCGGCGCCACCGACUGCGAGCGUUUCCUCCGCACGCCGGCCCUCGUCCUCGGCGCGGCGAUCAUGGUAGUCUCCAUGGCCGGCAUCGCGGGCGCCUGCUGCCGCGCUUCGCUCCUUCUCUGGCUCUACCUCUUUCUCGCGUCGCUGCUCAUCCUCGCCGCCCUAUGCUUCGCCGCGUUCGCGCUCGCCGUCACCAACGCCAGCGCGGGGCGGGCUGUGUCGGGGAGGGGGUUCAGGGAGUACCGGCUUGGCGAUUACUCGAGCUGGUUGCGACGGAGCGUGGAGAAUGGGCGCAACUGGGGCAGGAUCAGGAGCUGCCUCGCGGACACCGGCGUGUGCCGGAGCUUGCAGAGCAACCGGACGCUCAACGAAUUCGUCAACGCCAACCUCUCACCGGUGCAGUCUGGAUGCUGCAAGCCUCCAACUGAAUGCAACUUCACAUACGUGAACGAGACCAACUGGAUCAAGCCCCCUGGCCCCAGCAGCUCAUCGAACCCUGACUGCGACGCUUGGUCGAACGACCAGUCUGAGCUCUGCUACGGCUGCCAGUCUUGCAAGGCCGGCGUCCUGGGGAACCUCAAGAACAGCUGGAAGAAGAUCGCCUUCAUGAACGCUGGGUUCAUAGUCCUCCUCAUCGUCGUCUACUCCAUUGGAUGCUGCGUGCUUCGGAACAACCGGAGGAACAAGUACACCCUGGUUGGGAAGUGAGGAGAAGGUGGGUUUUGAUCAGCAAAAGAUGUGUGGCAUGCAUGUGUGUUCUUCUGUUACCUACAUGAGAAAAUGUAUACUCUUACAGUUUUUAUACAGUAAUGUUCUGUACAUAUGCCAUGUUUCAUGGUUGAUUGAUUGAUUUGGUUGCAAUUUUUUGUAAAACAA
Molecule: messenger RNA, 1035 nt
Organism: Phragmites australis (common reed)
Lineage: Eukaryota; Viridiplantae; Streptophyta; Magnoliopsida; Poales; Poaceae
Product: tetraspanin-7-like
Exons: 2
Coding region: 46-867 (273 amino acids)
Biological process (GO): auxin-activated signaling pathway
Cellular component (GO): plasma membrane; plasmodesma
Source: RefSeq, a predicted model, not a curated record